AGGUUAAUAAUGCUUGUAAGCCAGAGGUGAAAGUGGCUCAGCAGAGCAACACUGGGAAAUCUGGCAGACUGGAAGAGAACGGCUGCCCUGCAGGGCAGCUGCCGAGCGUGAAGCAUGGAGGAGAGUAAGAACGAGAAGGUGAACCAGGCUCACGUUCUCUUCGACAGAUUUGUCCAGGCUUCAACGUGCAAGGGGACUCUCAAGGCUUUCCAGGAGCUCUGUGACUACCUAGAACUAAAGCCCAAGGACUACCGUUCUUUCUAUCACAAACUCAAGUCCAAGCUAAAUUACUGGAAAGCCAAAGCCUUGUGGGCCAAAUUGGAUAAAAGGGGCAGCCAUAAGGACUAUAAGAAGGGGAAAGCAUGCGCCAACACAAAGUGUCUGAUAAUUGGGGCUGGACCCUGUGGCCUUCGUACAGCCAUCGACCUGUCAUUCCUGGGAGCCAAGGUGGUGGUCAUAGAAAAGAGGGAUGCCUUUUCCCGCAAUAACGUUCUGCAUUUGUGGCCAUUUACCAUACAUGACCUGAGGGGUCUUGGCGCCAAGAAGUUUUAUGGCAAAUUCUGUGCAGGAUCCAUAGACCAUAUCAGUAUCCGUCAACUCCAGCUUAUCCUUCUGAAGGUUGCCUUGAUCUUGGGAAUAGAAAUCCAUGUCAAUGUGGAAUUUCAAGGGCUUGUUUACCCUCCGGAGGAUCAGGAAAAUGAAAGAAUAGGUUGGCGUGCAUUGGUCCAUCCAAAAACCCAUCCAGUAUCAGAGUAUGAAUUUGAAGUGAUCAUUGGAGGGGAUGGCAGAAGGAACACUUUAGAAGGGUUUCGCCGAAAAGAGUUCCGUGGUAAGCUAGCAAUUGCUAUCACAGCAAACUUCAUCAAUCGUAACACCACAGCUGAAGCCAAAGUAGAAGAGAUCAGUGGUGUGGCUUUCAUAUUCAACCAGAAGUUCUUCCAGGAUCUACGAGAAGCCACCGGUAUUGACUUAGAGAACAUCGUCUACUAUAAGGAUGAUACACACUACUUUGUCAUGACUGCCAAAAAACAGAGCUUGCUGGAUAAAGGCGUAAUACGACAUGAUUAUGCUGAUACGGAAUUAUUACUCUCACGGGAGAAUGUGGACCAGGAAGCUUUGCUAAACUAUGCCAGAGAAGCAGCUGACUUUUCCACUAAUCAGCAGCUGCCGUCACUGGACUUCGCCAUCAACCACUAUGGGCAGCCAGAUGUGGCAAUGUUUGACUUCACGUGCAUGUAUGCAUCAGAGAAUGCAGCACUGGUGCGAGAGCAGAAUGGCCACCAGUUACUUGUGGCACUGGUUGGGGACAGUCUCUUGGAGCCAUUUUGGCCAAUGGGAACUGGAAUAGCGAGAGGAUUUUUAGCUGCAAUGGACUCUGCUUGGAUGGUACGAAGUUGGUCACUCGGAGCAAGUCCUUUGGAAGUUCUUGCAGAGAGGGAAAGCAUUUAUAGACUACUGCCUCAGACCACCCCUGAGAAUGUGAGUAAAAACUUCAGCCAUUAUAGCAUUGAUCCAGCCACUCGGUAUCCCAAUAUCAACGUCAACUUCUUACGGCCACAGCAGGUACGCCACUUGUAUAAUACAGGAGAUUUGAAAGAUAUACACCUGGAAAUAGAGAAUUUUGUGAACUCCAGGACACCAAAGCUGACUCGGAAUGAGUCUGUAGCUCGCUCUAGUAAAUUGCUCAGUUGGUGCCAGAGGCAGACAGACGGGUAUGCUGGUGUAAAUGUGACAGAUCUCACGAUGUCAUGGAAAAGUGGCUUAGCUUUGUGUGCCAUUAUCCACAGAUACCGCCCAGACUUAAUAGACUUUGAUUCUUUGGAUGAACACAAUGUGGAGAAGAAUAACCAGCUGGCCUUUGACAUUGCUGAAAAAGAGUUUGGAAUAUCUCCCAUUAUGACUGGAAAGGAAAUGGCAUCUGUCGGGGAACCAGAUAAACUCUCAAUGGUGAUGUACCUCACGCAGUUCUAUGAGAUGUUCAAAGACACCAUCCCUUCUAGUGAUAGCGUGGAUCUGAAUGCAGAAGAAAAGGCCGCCCUAAUUGCCAGUACCAAAUCUCCAAUCUCUUUUCUCAGUAAAUUGGGACAAAGUAUAUCUCGGAAACGCACUCCAAAGGACAAAAAAGAAAAGGAAUUGGACGGUGCAGGAAAGAGGAGGAAAACCAGCCAAUCUGAGGAUGAGGACAUUCCUCGAAGCUACAGAGAAGAAAGACCUACAUUGGUGAGUGCCCUGACAGAGAGGAGAAUUGAUGCUGCCAUUGGGAAUCAGAACAAAGUCAAGUCCAUGGCAACCCAGCUACUGGCCAAGUUUGAGGAGAAUGCACCGGUACAAUCCUCAACAUUACGAAGACAGCAACCUGUCCUGCCUUAUCAAGAACGCGUUCACAAUCAACCAUCCAGCAGACGAGAGCAGGGCCGUCUAGCUCCUAUACCCCAGUGGAAACAGAUGAGGAGUAAGGAACGUUCGCGGACCUGCCCCAAAAAAGUGAUCAUGCUCUCUUCUUCCACUCCACCUUCCUCUCCACCGUAUCCCAGGCUGCAGAGAUACAGGGAUCCUGAUGCUGGAUAUCCUGGGGAGCAGAGUCCCAGACAGGAAAGGAGAUCUCCUCGUUUAUUUUCUGAUGACCAAGUGCCUGAGAAUGUUGAACAAAGGGCAUGUCAGCUGGCUGCCCUCCUGGAGCCCAGGCCUGCAGCGAGGCAUCAGCCUGAGACUGAGCCAUCUCGCCGAUUCUUUGUUGACCAGUGGGAGCUCUCCCUUAGCCUCCGUUCUUCUAAUCGCCCUUCUUCACCUUCAUCUGACUCUCUUCGACAGAAGUAUAUAAAGAUGUACACAGGCGGAGUGAGCUCAUUGGCUGAGCAGAUAGCCAAUCAGCUUCAAAGGAAAGAGCAACCCAAAACCCUUCUAGACAAGAAGGAACUGGGCUCACUCAAAAAGGAGUUCCCCCAGAACCUGGGAGGCAGUGAUGUCUGUUACUUCUGCCGCAAGCGAGUCUAUGUGAUGGAAAGGCUGAGUGCUGAAGGCAAGUUCUUCCACCGCAGUUGCUUCAAGUGUGAAUACUGUGCCACCACUCUGCGGUUGUCAUCUUACGCCUAUGAUAUUGAAGAUGGUAAAUUCUACUGUAAGCCCCACUACUGUUACCGACUCUCCGGUUAUGCUCAAAGGAAGAGGCCAGCAGUGUCAGGAAAGGAAACCAAAGGACCUCUCCAGGACACCAUGGCAAGUGAUGGAAGUGGACGGGCAAAUUCCAUCUCCUCCUCAGCAGAGAGGGCCCCAGGUAGCUCCGCUUCCUUCUUUAGCAGGGUGGUGCAGUACUCUCUCGGCUUCUUUGACAGAGUUAGGGUGGCAAGCCAGCGACUGCAAAGCACAGUUUCCUGGAUUGGGCACCAGGUAGCCCAGAACCCUUUGGACUCCUUUUUCAUGUGUCAGCUGAUGGCUUUUGGGGUUCCCUUUCUCUAUGUCCAGUCAGAAGUUCUCGUGCAGAUCUUAGGGGAGUUCUGUGGCCAGUCUGCUGACCAUUAAGAAUUAACGUGACCCAACUUUAUAAGCUGUAUAACUCUUGUGAAUUGGGGUGCCGUGUGAAUUUCGUGUGUUAUGUGAAGUUCUCAAUGUGUUAUUUUGCAUUGUGGCUUUGGGGGCCUAGAUAUUCUCAUUUCUUUAAAGGACACUGUCUGAAAUAGUUCCAGGAAAACACAGAUCCUCAGUUAAGGGUCUCCUCUGAGUGGACCCAGAUAAAGAGCUUUGUCUGUAAUGUAUGUACCACAAUGUUGACUCAAGUUACAAGUUCUGAUACACUGGAAUAAUUCUCAAAUUGGAUUUCUGUGUUUGCUUGAAAUUUGGGAGUGGUUUCUCAUUCUCCCAAAUUUCUGUUCACUAAUCUGGUACUUGAAAGGGAAGAUCCCAUUAUCUCUGGAUUGUGUCUCCUUUGGAAUUCUGGGUGUCUGUGACAGCUAAUGGGAUGGGAUUCCUUAAACUUCUUGAAUUUCGUGGUGCUGACAGGUCAUGGUGCUUUUCCCUUACUGCCAGAUUCUGUGCUGCUCCUGGCCAUGGCUUUGGGAACGAGGUAGUGAAUGUGUGUGUCUCACUGUGAAGUAUUUUUGCCUAUUAAGUUAAAAUUCUAAUUCCUUCUAACAUGGGAGAAGUGACUCUGCUACAAAUGCUCGUUUGCCCAGCCCCUACAUGCUCACUUAGUGAUGUCAGAAUGAGAUUUGGUUCUAAUAUUGGUUCUAGAAUGCUAUGAAAACAGGAAAUUAGGUGCUUUUAGAGGGAGAACAUACUUAAAGGAAAAAUUUAGAAAUGAAUGUCUUCACAAUGCUAAUUGAGAAAAAACAUUAAAAAAAUACAGGCAGAUAAAAAUCAUGCUUAUAUUUGACAUAAUAUUCUUACAAGCAUUUCUAAGAUGGUAACUGAACACAGAAAGUCAUUCUUACUGUGUGUUGUUGACUCUUUAAAUGUAGUUACACUCGCUGUUUUGUUUGUUAAUGGCAUGGAAUUUCCAUAUGGCAGAAUGAAGGAGAGAAAAAUGUAAUGAAAAAUGACAGGUCCAGAAUGCCAUUGACAGGUGGGAUAAUGACAGCAUUUUUUUGUACUGUAGGCGGGGUUAAAAUUGUUUACUCUAAAGGUGAAGAGCUUUUGGUUUUAUGAUUUUUUUUAAUAUAGAGCAUAUUCUUUAAGAUGUGUGAAAAAGAUAUUUCUUGGAGCUGUUAAUUCACAGACUAUAUCAUAGGAAAAGUGGUUUAUGGGUUGAAGCUAUUGGUGAUGAGAAGUGGAAGAAAGAGAGUUUAGCUGUGUAUAUCAAUUAGUUUUUCAGUACAGUUGCUGUCGGUCUCCUUUCCUUGAUUUAGUCCUUCCAACAGAUCAAAUUUAAUUAUUUGCAUUUCUAGAUGAGCCUUCAGCAGACAGCAUCUACGUGAUCAGUAAGUAGGACAAAUGUUAGGCCAGGUAUUUCUAUCUUUCCUUAUGUAGUGGUGACAUAGUUGGCACCUGCGAUGGCACAGUUACAAGAGCUGUAAUAUUUCUAGAGAAGAAAAGUAGAACAGACACCAUUUUAUCGAACAGCAAGACUUGAAAUCUAGGUCUCCAGUUUGAUGUGCCUAACUGUAGCAUUGUUUUUAAAUAUUUUGGAGCUUUAAAGCUUUGGCUCUUGUACUGUGCAAAGUACAUCAUUAGGGCAUAUUCAGCUGGAUGAAACUAGUUCAUCUUUAAGGCAAUGUAAUAUGUUGUUGUGUGUGCAUGAUUGAAACACCUUUAAUGGUUGAAGAGUUACCUACUGCUUCUGUUGUCUCCCUCUUUCUGCUAGAAAAUACCAUUUAUAGCUGAGAUCUCAUUUUCUUUAUGAAGCAAGUUGUAAGUAUAUUUUAAAACUACUGGAUUAACAAGGGUUAAGAAGCAGGAGGGGAGGCUAAAUGCCAUAUAUUUUAAAAGCAAGCUACAGUGUCAUUAAGGCAGGCCAGUUCUCCAUUAGUCAGUUUAACGGUCAUGUGCUGUAGGUACCUCUCUUUAGCUCCAGUUCUUGCACAGUAGAUGAGGAAACUUGCAAUGUGUUUACAGUUCUGUAUGGCUUGAAAAAAAAAAACAAACAAAAAACCCCACAAUACCUCAGCUUUUGAAUUGCAAAGCUUCAUGAUACAGUGGAAGAAUAAGAUACUAUUUCUGAAUAAUCAAAGGGAGUCUCUAAGAUUGCAUCUUUAUUUAACAACUGACUUUGAACUAUGUGCAUAUAUGCUUUCUUGUAAUUUAUUAACUUCUCUAAGUGAGAAACUAUAGGCAUUCUGCUUUCAGUAAAGUAUAGAAGAAUACCUUAAGCAAAAAGCUCUCUGAACUGGAGAUAGUUUCCCACGCUCUGCUUUGCCCAUUCGGUAGACUUACCAUGAACUGGUUGUAUAUCUGAAAACUCUUUGGCCUCUUUUAAGGCAAGUACCAGCGACUGAGGUUGGGUAGUAGUGAUUUCAUACCUUGAGAUCUGAGUCAGUCUUACUAGUGAGGCAGACGUUGAUGAGGAGUGUAAUUUGCCUCUGAAACGAUUAAAUGUGAAAUGUGUAGGUUUAAUUUUUGAUGGAGUUCUAAAAAUAGCUUAGAAUGCAAAAGGAAGCUGUACAGCAGAAACAUCAAUUAAUCAGUGCACAAGACAAAAGCCCCCUGGUUUUAAGUUUUGUACCCUCUGAGUUAAAUUCAGUCCUGAAUUGGCUUGUUCAGUGACUGUUAUGACAAGCUGUGGCAGGCCUGCUUCUUAGUUGCCACAGAAUCCCAAACAAAUGUAAAUUUUCCAGGUUUUCCCCCUACAUUCAGUACCUCCUUUACCGCCAAAUCUGUCCUCUUCUUUUUGUAGCCAGAUUAAUAAUUAAAAUCUGGUUGAACUCAAAAUGACGUUCAGCAGCUUUGGUCAGCUUAGGUACAGUUGGUCACAACAAGCACUUUCUUGUGAUGCGGUGCUAACCUGACAGGCAUGCAUUAACUUUGCUAAAGAUGUCAGUCCCUCACUGGCUCUCUAUCCCUUGUAUUGCAGUGACUGUAAUUAUAGGGUACAAUUUGUGAGAAGCAAGUUGAGUUUUUUAGCAGUCUUCUAGAAACAUCGUUCUUACGAAGGUUUGCCUGGUUUGCCAGGAAGCCCAUCUUAUGUAGAGUCACGAGGGAUGUUUUCAGGGAGCUUAGUUCUAACUGGCUCCUGCAGUACUGAUCAGCCCCCUUGGAUGGGGAAGUGGCAACAAGCUUUUGAGUGGUUGAUGCCAUUCUCUCCUGGGAAGGGAAGUUGGGGAAAGCUGGUACUUCGCUUUUGGUUCUGCUCAACUGUGGCAUGCUUGUCUUAGAUUCUGUAAUUCUUUGUACUCUGUCUGCCUCUUUCUAUCUUCUGCAUUUGCCUUUGUGCCAAAAUUGCUGCUGUUGCCAAGGGAAAAAAACACUUUGCUCCUCAACUGUCUCUCCCUUUCAUAAUCUGUAACCACCGUGUCUUGGAUUUUUUUGAAUAUUAUUUACAGUACUUUAUAUGAUUUGAAUGUGCUUUUAAUGUAAAUGCUUUUUUUUUCUGUUUGUUCUAAAGGUCUGUAAGAACACAUUUUCAAACUUUCAGCUCUUUCUUGACAGAUGGACUUGGAACAGUCUUUACUCAUAUCAGCUUUAUGAUAAUGCUCUUUGGGGCACUUUAGGUGGUGAUGUUUUGUUAUGUUUCCUAUUCCAGGCUUGUGUUCUCACAGCAAUAUAUUUCUGACCCUAUCAGCAGUAGGAAUUUCAUAAAGGAAAGACCUGCUAGGGAAACUCAUACUUCAAAAUGCUCAGCAAUAAAAUACAAGUCAUGAGAUCUUUGCAGUAGUUACUUGAGCUGCAAAAAAUGUAAGAAACUCACUGUGAGCACUGUAAGUAGUAUGCAAACCUGGAAAUUUCAAUACAAAGUAGAGGCAUUAGGUCUCCUGCUUUACAGUCUCAAAAGUAUAUCCUAUAUAUGAGAUGGGUGCAACACGAAAGGUUAAGGAUCCUCCUAUGGAUGUGCCUUAAACGUUUUCAGGGAGCAAUGUUAUGAGCAAACCAUUUGUGGUAGACUCUUAAACAUGUAAUGUGUUGCAUUUAAUAAGCAGAAGUGGACGUUACAUGAGAGCUCUUUUGGUGACCAGGUGAUCGAAAAAAGGGUGGCUGCUUCCUCUGAACGCUAUGCCCUUUCAAGUAAUAUCUGAGCCCCAUUUUCAAAAGGAUCAUGACUGUCCAUAGAGUUUACACAAAUCUUUAUGAAUGCAUACAGUAUUAUUUGCAAAUAUUUCUAUGCCUAAGGAAGUACAAAUCAUUUUUCUAUGCAUUUCUGUAUAUAAACUGGCUUCUUGUUCAUUGAUGUUGUCCCUUUACAGUUCUAUAUACAUUGAACGUGCCUUCUGAAAAUAUUUCAUCUCAAAGCAAAACGGUUUACUUGUGCAUAUAAAUCUAUCUUCACGAAGGCUUCCAAUUGGCCACUCCUUUUCGUUAUUAUUCAGAUUUGUUUUACAUACUUGUUUUAAAUUGAUGUGUCAUAAGCACUACAUUACAGACAGUACAGUAAGCUAAUUCUGUGGCGUACUGCUUAGUUUGUGGUGCCUUCAUUUUAAAUCGCUAAACUGCAUUUGCAAACACAUCCAUACACCUUCCCCUCCUCCUCUGUUCCACAAAAUAAUUAAAUAAUAAUAAUUAAAAAAAGCAUGUUUCAAGAUGCACCACCAAACUGAGAGGAAAGAUAGUUCCUCUUCUACCGUGCCUUGAAGUUUUCUGUUUGGAGGCACAGUGGAGUUGUGUUCUGCAGGACAGGGCACAUGGUAAUGAACCCUUUCACAGGGCCUCAUACGGCUCCAGAGAGAUCUAAUGUUAGAUUUAUUUUUCUGAGCUGGAAUAUUUAAAAUGUAAACUUAAGAAUCAGACCCCUGUAUUUUUGGAAGCUGAGGAGAGUGUGUGGGUUGCAUGAUUAGGACCAAGGUUCAGUGCCCAAUGAAUCAUUGCUCAAUAGCAAGCCAGGGAGCUCUCUUGGGGGAUGUGCUUGACUGUUCCUAGUCCAUCAUGUUCCUUGUCGGUGUUCUUAUCAGGAUUUGGGUGGCUUUGGUGUAAAUGAAAAGAGAAUUUGAAGCCCAGAAAAUUUGGAAAAGCAAAGAUGUGAAUUGCUGGUUUAUUUGUUCUAAGGGGUUGAGAAGCAGCUGACCUAAUAGAGCUUCGCUGAAAAACCCAAGAAAAUGAUCUGGGGACCGAGAAAGGGUUUGCAAAAUAGCGAUGUGGUUGGUUUGUGCUCGUGGCUGGAUCCUGCUAAGAACACUUUUUCUUGGGAGUAAAAGACCUCCCUCUUCCACCUUUCUCUCUAGCUUUCAGACCUGUAGACUUGUUCCACUGAAAUAUUUGUUUAUUGCUUGUAUGUGUAAUUUCUGAAGGGUGAUAUGAAUUUUUCUGGGCACUUUUAAGAGUUUCAUUAAACUUAGAAAAAGAAUGCUGUGUAAAGGUGUUGGAUUUUUUUUUUUAAUUACAGAAUUAUAACAUCUGUGGGUUGUUUUUUGGGGUCUUUUUUUUUUUUGCUUGUUUUGUUUUGAAAAGUAGACUCUAAGAAAUAACAGUUCUGAGGAGAUUAAGUUUCCCUCAGAGAAACGGAGGGAGUUUGUAUAAAGUAGGCUUGGUGACAGUUGAUAUUCAAGUGAGAUAAUUAGUGCUCAGAAAGGCUUCAUGUCUCCGUUGUAUAGCUUCGUUGAAGAUUUUUAUUUAUGCAGUUGUUUUUAACCUGUUUUUGUUUUGGGUGUGUGUCUCCUUAAAUUAUGUAAUACUUGGUUUUCUUGUUGCUGUGAAAUCAAGACAUUAUUUGUUCAAUUGUGUGAAAUGUUCAAGGGAAUAAAUUCCAAACAACCUUCAGGUUUCUGAGUUUUUC
Molecule: messenger RNA, 9352 nt
Organism: Meleagris gallopavo (turkey)
Lineage: Eukaryota; Metazoa; Chordata; Aves; Galliformes; Phasianidae
Source: RefSeq, a predicted model, not a curated record